This is a messenger RNA of Scutellospora calospora, 702 nucleotides long. The record is from the annotation of a GenBank genome assembly. NCBI's taxonomy places the organism in Eukaryota, Fungi, Glomeromycota, Glomeromycetes, Diversisporales, Gigasporaceae.
AUGAUAAAUAUUCAAUUAGAAGAAAAUAAUGGAUCAGAACAUGAAAUAAUUGAUGAAAUAAAUGAUUAUCUUAACACACGUUAUCUUUCUGCUAUGGAAGCAGCUUGGCGUAUUUUUAAGUAUAGAAUGGCUUCACAAACACCAUCUGUAACAUAUUUACCGAUUCAUUUAUCUGAAGAACAAAUUAUUCUACGUGGAAAUAUAAAUAAUAAUCUAUCAUCAUUACAAUGUUAUUUUCUUCAUCUAUUAAAUCCUGAAUUUGACAACCUUACAUACUGUGAAUACAAUGAACUAUAUCUUUUUAAUUAUGCAGAAGAAUCAAUUGAUCAAAACUCAUUACUACCAAAUACUUAUUUAGAAAACAAACAAGAAGGAUAUCGUCAAUGCAUUGUUAAGCCUUACAAGCAAGGUCAUUUACAUGUAGCACAAAUAAAUAUAGUACAUCCAUGUAUAGGUGAAAAAUAUUACCUUCAUAUACUCUUAAAUCAUCGUGCAACUAGAUCCUUUGAACAUUUACAAACAGUAAAGAAUAUAGAAUAUCCAACUUUUCAACAAGCAGCACGAGCUUUAGAUUUAUUAGAUGAUAUUACUGAAAAUGAACAAUGCUUUACCGAAGCAGUAUCUUAUAAUUGUAUACCAGCACAACUUCACUUACUAUUUUGUCAUCUAAUAUUAAAAGGCAUAGCACCGCAAACCAUCUGA